Messenger RNA from Episyrphus balteatus (marmalade hoverfly), 1198 nucleotides. RefSeq names its product dehydrogenase/reductase SDR family member 7. Lineage: Eukaryota; Metazoa; Arthropoda; Insecta; Diptera; Syrphidae. The transcript has a single exon. Bases 123 to 1097 code for a protein of 324 amino acids. The record is from RefSeq and is a predicted model, not a curated record.
AUUUCUCCUUUCCUUCCCUACUUUCCUUAUCAUUUGACAUCUUCUGAUAGAAAAUUUAAAUAAUUUUAGAAUUUAUACAAAAAUCAAAAACACAUUGAUCAUUGUGACCUUGAACCUUGAAAAUGAAUAUUUUCGAAUUAGUUGGCCUCAUUGUAAUCCUUUACUUUUUGGCCAAUAUCAUUCUCUGGAUUGUGCUAGAUGCUGACAUUCAACUUUCUUUCAAAGAGCGUUUUGGUCAGCCUAUCUCUUCCCUACGUGGUCAAGUUGUAUGGAUAACAGGUGCUUCUAGUGGCAUCGGCAAAUAUCUUGCUAUCGUAUUGGCCAAGAAUGGAGUCAAAGUUGCACUCUCCGCUCGAAGAGAAAAUGAACUCAAAUUAGUUCAACAGCAGUGUUUGGCCGCGUCAAAUGGUCUCCUUAGCGAUAACGAUGUUCUUGUUUUGCCCAUUGAUAUGUUGGAUUUUAAAUCACAUGACAAAUGCCUUAAAAUUGUGUUGGAGCAUUUCGGCUCUUUAGACAUUCUAGUGAACAAUGCCGGCAGAUCCCAACGUGCUAGUUGGGAGUCCAUCGACAUUGAAGUCGAUCGAGAAAUGUUCGAAUUAAACGUUUUCUCAGUCAUUAAUUUGUCUCGCCUGGUUUUGCGCUAUUUCAUGGAAGCCAAAAAAGGCCAAGGCCAUUUGGCUGUGACUUCAAGUGGGGCUGGUAUAACAGCUGUACCAUUUUCGGGGAGCUAUCUUGGUGCUAAACAUGCCCUGCAUGGUUACUUCAAAGGACUUGUAGUAGAAGUUCCAUCGAUCGAUGUAACACUUUUCUGUCCUGGACCAAUUGCGACUAAUUUCCUGGAAGAAGCCUUCACUGGUAACCCGAAUGAAAAAGUUGGCCAGAGUACUGCGGGUGAUAAACGUAGGAUGACAGCUGAACGCUGCGCUGAGCUGUUUGCAGUCGCUUUAUCCAAUAAAGUUAAACUGGCCUGGGUUGGACUGUUUCCGGUGAACAUAUUGCUUUAUUUAUCACAAUACUACCCCAACGUGACGAUGUUAAUUUACAAACUGUUAGGUCCAGAUCGUUUGAAGAAAAUAAGAGAAGGAAAGUCAAAUUAAUUUCAACAUCGAUUCCAACUUAUUUAAGAAUUUUUUUAGGAUUUGCAAUCAAAAAUAUGUAAAAAGACUUAAGGAAUUAAAGAAUAAUAUGUUUUAUAAAA